UUUUGUUUACGUUACUUUCUCUCCCAUUUUAUUUUCACGUUAAAAAUCGUUAAAAUGAACAAAUAUAUUUUUAUUUGUACUUUGCUAAGUAUUUCAUUUUGCUUUUCGGCUUCUUUGGCUUUUCCUGAAGGAAGCAUAAGUAAUGAGAAGGUAUCAGUCUCUGAAUUUGUUGAAAACAAAAAUAAUGAGCCUCUAACAAGAGUUAAACGGCGGUAUGAUGACCGCUAUUGGACUCCCAGACAAGUUGUGGAAGCAAUUCUUUGUGUUUUUCUGCCCCCUGUUGCAGUUUUACUGCAUGGCGGCCCGGAUAUGUUACUUCAUUUAAUCAUUAACAUUGUGCUUUGGAUCUGUGGUUGGAUUCCGGGUGCUAUCCAUGCAUUCUGGUACUGCUUCUAUCGUUAUUAA
Molecule: messenger RNA, 405 nt
Organism: Meloidogyne enterolobii
Lineage: Eukaryota; Metazoa; Nematoda; Chromadorea; Rhabditida; Meloidogynidae
Source: the annotation of a GenBank genome assembly